This is a messenger RNA of Mugil cephalus (flathead mullet), 1688 nucleotides long. RefSeq lists its product as uncharacterized. The record is from RefSeq and is a predicted model, not a curated record. The coding region runs from base 170 to 1615 and encodes 481 amino acids. The transcript has 10 exons. Lineage: Eukaryota; Metazoa; Chordata; Actinopteri; Mugiliformes; Mugilidae.
AGGUCGCCAUGGUAACCUGGUUUCACGUUCAGCUUUUAUUUUUAUUUCAUCUGCUUCGUCCUCUUCCUCUGAGACAAACUAAAUAAAAAUAAACACAAUAAAACACACGUGACCUUGACCAGGUGUAAAAUCCCGGCUCUCUGAUUGGCUGAGCUGCAGACAGGUGAAGAUGGCGGCGGCCGUGGCCACGAGUCUCCUGCUGGUUCUGAGCGGACUCUCUGUCGGUACCGACCCGGACCCGAACCUGGACCCGGACCGGGGCAGGAGGGAGCUGCAGCGCGUGCGGAGUCUCGCCGCUCAGCCUGGAUAUGGAACCUGUUGGUCGCGAGCUCUGCAGCACCUGGACACGCGCUGCAAGGACAUGACGUCAGAGAGCCAGAGCCGCGUGGCGCUCAUGUUCACCUACUGUCACCUGAGCAGCUCAGGCAGAGAUUUCCCAUCAUGCCCUGAGGGGUCAGAGGUCAGCAGGUGCACCCGGUCCAUGGACGCCGUGGCCUUCAACACCUACACAGAGUUCUUCACACACACUCACUCCAUCUGCCACUUCCUCCAGUCUGAGGCCUGGCAGAGCCGAGCGCAGAACACCAUGUACAGGCUGACGGAGAGCUCAGAGGGUGUAGCUGAGCAGCUCCAGUCCACCAGGCGGAUGGCUGAGGACCUGAUGGAGGCCCAGAGCGCUGCCUUACAGGUGCAGCAGGAGAUCCUGACCAACGGGGAGGAGCUGAGAGUCACCCUGAGAGACUCUACUGAGGGUGUGAGGGCGGUGUUCUCUGAGCUCAGCAGUGUCUCCAGGGAGCAGCAGGUGGCGCUGUCUGAACUCUUCAACAGAGUUUCCUUCCUGCAGAGUUUCCUGUUGAUGGAGGCCCACAGCCUGAGCUCCUGCUGCUACAACGCUGCCGCUCUCUGCACCUCCUUCCUCAUCACCUCCACCCAGCGCUCCUCCAGAGCCAGGUUGGUGUUGUUGAGUUUGGUGUGUUUGAAUUUCUACCUGGAGAGAAAGAUCUACGAGUUUGUGAUGAGUUCUGAUCAUCCUGAACAUCAGCACAUGGAGCUGCUGGUGGUCUACGUGUCCCGGCUGCGGUGGUCCUCACUGGCCGUUGGACUGUCCGUCCUGGUGCUGGUCUGUCUUCGCUACAGGGACCCGGUCCAGCAGAGUCUCCAGGUGCUGGAGCAGCUCAGAGAGACUCAGAGGAGCCUCCAGGAGGCGCUGCAGCACGCAGAGAGGAUAGGACAGCAGGCAAAGACGAAGAAGACGGAGGACACACGGCUUCACGUGGAGGGACAGAGGAGAAGGGAUGAGACGCUGAGGAGGACAAAGGACAAAGGACAAGAGGAGGAGGAGGAGGAGUCCAGCUGUCUGUCCCUGUGGACGGACCACUCUGACCUGUCUCACCUCUCAUUCCUUGGGUGGAGGACGGACAGUGUCCUCAGCAGCACCAUGAACUCCACUGUCACCUACGUUUCCCAGAAUGCAUCAGUCCAGAGUCCAGCCAGACAUCUCCCCCUGGUGUCCUCGUCGUCCCCUCUGGUCUACAGCGUCCCAGUGGAGGACAAACAGGACAAACAGCCUCGUUACAGCCUGAGGAGCAGACGUUCUGAGCGUCUUCAUCGUUGAGACGACGUCAACGUUUCUUUUUAUUUAAAACAGUUUUUUUCUAAAUGUCAAUAAAGUAUUUUUAGAUUUAAAA